This is a messenger RNA of Salpingoeca rosetta, 4171 nucleotides long. RefSeq names its product TK/RTKB protein kinase. Gene Ontology annotation, cellular component: signaling receptor complex. NCBI's taxonomy places the organism in Eukaryota, Choanoflagellata, Craspedida, Salpingoecidae. The coding region runs from base 47 to 4171 and encodes 1374 amino acids. Gene Ontology annotation, biological process: multicellular organism development; cell surface receptor protein tyrosine kinase signaling pathway; positive regulation of kinase activity. Gene Ontology annotation, molecular function: protein binding; transmembrane receptor protein tyrosine kinase activity; ATP binding. The transcript is spliced from 23 exons. The record is from RefSeq and is a predicted model, not a curated record.
CACAAAAUGUAGCAAUAUCACCCAGCGCAGCCCCACCAGCCAAACGAUGCAUCGGCUGCUGCUGCUGUUGUGUUGUUGUGCUGUGGCCCUGGUGCCACGCAUGACGGUGGCAGAGGAUGUGAUCUGGGCUGAGAGCGUUGAUGGAUCUUACAGCGAUGGCCUGAAGUGGGACCCACAGUACCCUCCUUGCGGCGACAGUCGUGCCGUCUUGGCGGAUCAUGGCAAUCCAUACACGGUCACUGCUCGUGGUAACCAGUUUGCAGACACCAUCGUGUUUGCGGGUGCCGGUGCCCUCCUGACGUUUGACGCCAACUCGUACAUCCACUUUGGUGGUGGCGGCGGUGGUUCCGCCGCCGAUGAUGAUGCCACCAACGACUCGGCUGCACCCUGCAACCGCCUGAAUGUGGAGGCAGAGUCCACCGGUAUCCAGACCGUGCGCGUGUCAUGGACUAAUCUCGGCGCCAUGGCCACUUACAAUGUCACCUACAACGGCGUGCCUGUCAACGUGCCGUCCGGAGCUUCCUCUGCCACCAUCGCCGUCCCCUUCAAAGAACAGACAAUCGUGUUUGUGGUGGCAGCGGACGUGGGUGUCUCGCGAUCCAGAGCAACCGUAUCCAUCGUGCAUCGUCCCAGCGACUUCAACACCGCCAUAUGGACCAGCAGCGACGACGGCCUGUGGGUUGACCCAACCAACUGGGCCGCGAAGCAGCUCCCCGAGUGCUCCAACAACAUUCUCAUGCAGCCGGUCGACGCUGAGGCCGGUACGAUUGUGCGCGCAGCCCUGCCAUCGGGGCUCACCCAGCCCAUCGGCGCCACCAUCACCUUCACGCCAAACACGUUUAUCGCGUUUGGUCGCGGUUCCUACCUCCGCUUUGACGGCGGCACUGAUCAGCAGCAGCAGCAGAAUGAUGAUGAUGAUGAUGAUGAUGACAACGAGCCUUGUCUUCCCGUGGAUGGGGUGGAGCUUUGGACGUUCACACCCAAUAUUGCCGUUAUCGAGUGGACGGCAACUGCAACCGAAACCACCGCCAUCUUCAUUCGCGCCGAGUCUCCCACCGCCCCGUCCGUGCUGAACACAACAACAACCACCGGCAGCAGUGGCAGUGCAGCCUACUCCAUGUCGAUUGAAGGACUGUAUGCUGGCCACGAAUACACGUUCAGCGUGUUUGCUGUCGCCACCGAUGGCAGCCAAACCUUGGUCUUCUCCCGCACCCGCACCAUGCCCUACUUUGUCACUUACGAUGGCAGCGAGGGCAUGUCAUCGGCAACGCCCGUGUGGAUGGAUGACGAGGCGUGGUUUGCACGGCGGCAGAUUGGUCCGCGUGUCCCCCUCAUGCGCCAACCGUGCGACGAGCACGUGCUGCUCAUUAAUCCGGACACAACAUCAGACCUCGUGGUGGAGGUGGAAGCAUCAUCCUCCAUCGACGACUCGCCGCGCAUUCGCAGUCUGACAUUUGGGAGCGGAGGGACGUUUCUGGCGUUUGGCGAGGGCGCCUUUAUCCAAUUCGACGGGGCCACGGAUGCGCAGGCGGAUGGGUGUGAAUCCGUGGACUUCAGUGACGUUGCAUACACGACAACAACAAGCACAACCACCACCACCGCAAGCACAACAAGCACAACAACGACGACGACAACCACCACCACCACCACCACCACCACGGCGACGACAACGACAACAACAACAAGCACCACGACUGACACCUCCACCACCACCACCACAACAACAACAACAACAACAACAACAACAACAACAACAACAACAACAACAACAACAACAACAACAACAACAACAACAACAACAACAACAACAACAACAACAACAACAACAACAACAACAAUGGAGGCCCUGACAACGACACCACCAACAACAACAACGACGACGACGACGACGACGACGACGCUUGGACCACGAUCGUCGCGGCUGGAGCUGCUCAUGGACCUGCCGCCAGAGGACAUUGACGAACUAGCGCUGCGAUUUGCACUCUCCGACGCGCUCAACACGCGAUUGGGGAUGGAGGCAUUUGCUGAGGAUGACGUCAUUGUGCACAUCUCCUUCAACCUCAACGACAGGCGGCGUGCCGGGUCAUCAAAUGUCAUCGUGUUCCUCACGGCUCCGAGCCGCGCCGUCCACAACAACGCAUUCUGCCAGACCCUGGAGCUGUUCCCAAUUGGCGAAGGCACAUCGAAUCUCGUUGCACAGAACUACCAAGCGCGCACGGGCGUUGCUGCGUCCAUCACCAUCACAGCACUCAUGGGAUGCCCAGACUGCAGCUGCUCAGGCGGCGAGAGCACCAACGGAACUUUGAUUGGCGACGUCGUCUGUCCCAACGGCGGCAAUCCCGUCCUGGAGGGCGUGCGGUGGACAUGCUACAUCGAGCCGACGUGCAGUGAUCCCAAUGCGGAGUAUCACCCAGAGUUUCAAGCGUGUAUCGCAGACGCAAAGUCUGCAUCGUCAUCGACUGCUUCGUCGACGGUGUACAUUGGCAUUGGCGCCGGUGCUGGUGUUCUCAUCCUCAUCAUCAUCGCCCUCAUCAUCGUCCUCACGCGCCGCUCCGCUGGUGGAAAAGCAAAGAAGAAGGGCGACAUUGAGAUGAGCUCGCUUGGCAGCGGGAUGUGGGCCAUUGACCGUCGUCGCAUUCGUCUCGGCGACAAGCUCGGCAACGGCGCGUUUGGCGACGUGUUCAAGGCGUGGAUCAGGAAUCCGGGCACACACGAGGAGCGCACGUGCGCAGCGAAGACCCUCAAAGCCGGCGCACCCGAGCGCGAACAACGCGAUUUUGAGCGUGAGAUUGCGGUCAUGAAGGAGAUUGGGCCCCACCCCAACAUCAUCGGCAUGAUUGGCCACAGUACAGAGGCGGAGCCCCGCAUGCUGCUUGUCGAGUUGGCCGAGCACGGCAACCUUCGCGAUUAUCUCAGGCGCUGCCGCUCGCACCGCGACCAACCCCAGCGCCUGUCUGUUCCGGAAAUGGUCGACUUUUGCCUCCAAAUCGCAAACGGAAUGGCGUUCCUCUCCUCCCGCAACGUCGUGCACCGCGAUCUUGCCGCCCGCAACGUUCUUGUUGGCAAGAAUCACAGCCUCAAAAUCUCCGACUUUGGCCUCGCUCGCGAAAUGGAGGAGGACACGUAUCAUGCGACGGGGAUGAAGCUUCCUGUCAAGUGGAUGCCGCCUGAGGCCAUUCGCGAUCGCAUCUUCACCACCAAGGCGGAUGUGUGGGCGUUUGGCGUGACCAUGUGGGAAGUGUUUUCGCUCGGCGGCACACCAUACCCAACACCGGUGAGCGGCUGCAUCGGGCCUAAGAACUCUCCGAUUGAGAUGUACAAUCUCAUGCUGCGCUGCUGGGAGGAGGAUCCGGACAGGCGUCCGGACUUUGCUGAUAUUGUUGGCGAAAUCACGCGCAUCCGCGCCAACGGCUUUGCCUUGCCUUCGGACGACGCCGACACGGGUGUUGGCAGCGACGAGUCGCUCUAUGCGCAGAUCAACUCUGCAGAAGAGGAGACGGGACUCAAGGCCGACAGGCGCGCUUCCCGCGUCGCAUGGGAGCCAGAAGGUGUUGGGGCGUGGAUGUCUGAGAGCGCAUACGAGGUGCCUGAUGGCGACGCUUACGAAGCACCGGACAGCCACGACAGAGCCUAUGACCACGCUGCAAACAGGAAGGAGCGCUUGUAUGAGGUGCCGGUCUCCAGCAACGCGUCGUCCACCUACGAUGCCGUCACCCGCCACCCAGACAAGCAGGCUCCCAACGUGUACGACAACAUCGCCAGUGGCAAAGAUCAGUACGAGCCCGAGUACGACGUGGUGGAGACAGAGGCGCGUACGCACAUCAACACCGUGUACAGCAACGCAGGUGCCGGCCAGCCCAAGAAGCCAGCCAUCAACCUGCUCACUGGUCAAGUCAUUGCCCCUUCAAGCACAAGCGCGUCGUCUUCAACACCAGCCACAUCCUCCGCCAAGUCUGCUGCCCGCGCGGAUGGGUUCUCGCCAAACCCAAUCUACCCAGCACGCAGCCACGGCGGUGGUGAUGGCACUGGGCGUGUUGGCGUCGUGUCACGGACCAGUCUCCGUGUUGACCGCGGCCCACGCCGCCUGCAGAGCCGCGUCAUCAUGCAGGGCGAUGAUGGUGAUGAUGAUGACGGCAUGCGCGACUUUGACGAGGAAGAACUGGAGGCAUGA